This is a messenger RNA of Penicillium pulvis, 1551 nucleotides long. Its product is annotated as arylsulfotransferase family protein. The transcript has 2 exons. The record is from RefSeq and is a predicted model, not a curated record. The coding region runs from base 1 to 1551 and encodes 516 amino acids. NCBI's taxonomy places the organism in Eukaryota, Fungi, Ascomycota, Eurotiomycetes, Eurotiales, Aspergillaceae.
AUGCUUUUUCACAGUCUCCUUUUUAGUCUCUCGAACGUUGUCGCUUCGACGCUCGGGGCCACAGAUGAUCGAUGGCCUGCUCAGUCAUAUGAAUCCUGCAGCCUGAGCGUUCCAUUCAUCAAUAUCACUCGCACUGGCUCUGGCUCCACAAGCCCAGGGCUUCUUUUUUUGGCUCCAGGGAACAGCACCACACUAAGCCAAACCCCCACUAUCUUUGACGGCGAUGAAUUAGUCUGGCAAGGACAAGCAACCGGGAAUGUAUCCAAUUUCCUCCCGCAAAUCCUCAAUUCUCAACCCGUUUUGACCUACUGGGCAGGCAACGAGAGUCUCGCAGGAUCAGGAGCGGGGUCGAUACAUGUUUUGAACGCUUCCUACCAUGAGAUUCACACUGUCACUUUAGCUGGAAAUGAGACCUGGGUCUCUCCUUUACUUGUUCAAUUCCCAUCUUACAUCGAUAAACAUGAAAUUCUUAUCACGGAAAAUGGGACGAUCUUGAUCACAGCAUACAAUGUGACAAGAAUGGACUUGCGACCUUUCAAUGGUCCGAGGAAUGGGUGGAUACAAGACAGCCUGUUUUAUGAGAUCGAUGUCACGACAAAUGAAGUCCUUUUCCGGUGGAGUGCGGUUGAGAACCCGGGCACCAUCGAUCCGAAAGAAUCAGUGCGAGAAUUGGAUGGCACUUUGGAGGGAAGUUCUCAAAGCACACCAUGGGACUAUGCCCACAUCAAUUCUGUCGCACGAUAUGGGGAUGACUAUCUCGUUUCGUUUAAAUGCUUAAACACCAUUUACUUGAUAAACAAGAACGGCUCGGUACAGUGGAAAUUAAAUGGGCUUACCGGAGGCGACUUUGCACUUGGGCAAGGUACACAAUUCAUCGCCCAGCACAAUGCACGCAUCCAAAGCCGUACUGCCGACGUCAUCUCGAUCUCGCUCCACAACAACGGCGUGAGCUGUAACGAGACCUAUUUCUUCCCAAGCAACGGCCUCCUUUUAGAUGUGAAUCUCAAAACUAAGAAAGUGACGGUGAGACGCAAACUUGUUGAUUCCCAAGAUCUAGUUUCCGCUAGCGCUCGCGGAAACUACCAAGCUCUACCGGGCGGCCAUGUCCUGGUUGGUCAAGGUAUAGUUCCCAAGUAUGAGGAAUAUGAUGAAGAUAACAUUUGCGUUACGAGAGCUUGGUUUGGUCUCAGUCAUAAUGAUGGAAGCUACACUGCGAUCAAGUCGAACUGGACUGGGACACCACAAACAGCGCCAGACGUUUUCGCUCACUCCGCUGGUGGUAUGGCUUCCCUGUACAUCAGUUGGAAUGGCGCGACAGGAGUGGAGGCAUGGCAAAUCAGCGCUGGUAACAAGAAGGAUGAGCUAAAUCUUGUGACAACUGUGCCGAAAAGUGGGUUUGAGACCAAGGUCGCGCUUGAAGUGGUUGCGGCGUUUGUAAGGGUAAUGGCAAUUGGAGGCCCUAAUCAUGGGACAAGGUCUGAUCUCAUCGAUGUUGUCAGAAUAGAAGGGAAGGCAAAGAAGGGUCCAGGAAAGACGGAACUAAAGAAAUGA